Messenger RNA from Porites lobata, 15926 nucleotides. The record is from the annotation of a GenBank genome assembly. Lineage: Eukaryota; Metazoa; Cnidaria; Anthozoa; Scleractinia; Poritidae.
AUGUCAGAAAUAGCACCUUUAUGGAUAUACGAAAAAGGCUCGAGUGACUACGCACAUGGCCAACAGGAUGGCGCAGAAGCAAGUGACCUUAUGACAAGUACAACUUCUGACCAUGUAGUCAAUGGAGCCGUUUUCGUGCAUCCAUGAAAGCGCCAUUUCUGAUGUCGUCAGCUUUUUUAACAGUUUAUUUUAAGAGGAAUUAGGGUUGAGAUCCCUUGAGGACUUUGUUUCAUGUAAACUUCCGGGAGCGUCUUUUUAUUGAUCUUUAGCAGGCGCGCAAGGACGAUUCAAGUGGUCAAACGUUGGAAUAGACCUUUUUAUAGCUUGCAUGUUUUGUUUUCCCAAUAAAGACUACAUGAUAUUCUCCAGGGCCCAGGUUUGCUUCUCAAGCUCUCAUAUCUGAAAUCAAAUUUCGAACUAACUCUGGGUUAACUUAACCCUGGUGUGAACAACCCUUCCCAGGGAAUUUGCCUUUUGUCCUUUCUUAGAUUAUGCAUACAUAAUGCACAUGAAUAGCACGAUAUUCGAAAGAAACUGUUACCUGAGGUAUCAUCAAUAGGUCUCAAAUGGGAAUUAAAACAUUCAAGCCAAAAAGGUCUAUUUGAGGCUGAGGCACGUUGCCCGGCAGCUCCCAGUCGACCAGUUGGCAUUGAACAUGCCGUUUAUUCAGUCACCGUGUCAGCUUACCAUGUCGGAACGUACGGCGUAUCCAAAGACAUGAAAACAACGCGUGACAGACAAACUAAAAAUAAUCAGAACAAUAGAAUUAGGGAAAAACUCCCGUGUAACCCUUGACCUCUCAUGACAAGUGCAAUAAGGAAAUACACUGCAUGUUUCACUUAAGAAGCGCGAACCCAACACGGAAACCUCUUCCAAUAUACUUAGUGGAUUUAUGGGGCUAAGUUAAAAUCCAUUGCCUCUAUAGUCACCUCUUUACAAGACCAAUCGUUUCACACAGUUGUAGAGCUAGAAGGGAGCACUUAUACUGGAACUAUCAGCGAAGGAUAGAAUUCCUAUAGUCGAUCCUGAUAUGGCCGGCUAAGCAAAUUUGUGCAAGGUAAUGACAACUACCUUUAUUUUAUUAUUUCGUUUCCUCAGAUAACCCGUUUCAUGUUGGUGCCUUGCAUUUGCACGAAAUUAAAGAUUAAUGCUGAUAACCGUAUUAGUAAACGUUGCUUCCAGAGUUAGCUGGCCGACUUGAGGUAAUUGUGUAACUGGUUUUGUGUACGUGCGUCCUUAGUUUUGACCACCGGGCAGGAAUCCAAAAUCCCCGCCAUAUUGGAACAUAUAUCGAAGCAGUCAGCCAAUAGAGUUUCAGUCAUAAAACAUGGGUAAGUACAUAAAUGUUUCUUUAAUUUUCUGAUAUUUUUUUUUUUGAUAACAUGUAAAAUAUCGUUGUCAUGCCAUUGCAACUAUUUCUAGUUAUCAUUUCCGGAUGUAAGCGUGUCGGGCUGCGCCGGAGAAUUUCUUCAACCUAAGAAUACUUCCUCCAAUUUUGCUCAAACCCCAUGGGACAACUCAGGUCUCCAGUGUUACCUUUAAGGGAACAUUACCGUACAGAAAAGCAAUUACUCGAAUCAAAAUGCCGAAUAACUGUGUUUUAGAGAAUAAAGCUAGAAAACGAUUACAUGCCACUAUGUUUGUCUUUUAGGUAACGGGUUGAGUUCAGGCUUAGUUACCUAAAACUAAAAAUAACAUUACAUUUUGGGACAGUUUUUAUAGUUAAUGUUACGAACUCAGUCUUACGGUAUUUGAUUAUUUAGUUUGUUGUUUUGUACUUUGACUUCCAGUCAAAAAAACUUGAGCCCGCACACUGUAUUGUUAAUGCAAUUGUUAGCGCUAUUUGCAAGAGCUUAAAGUACUCCGUCCUUAUAUAUAGUUUAUGGCCUUAGUUCUUUUAUUCUCAAUAAUUCAUUUGGUCCGCUCAUCUUCGUGAAUGACAUUUCUGCCAAUUUUACCAAAGUAGAUUCCCGUCUGAGUGUUUAAAUCCCUAAAUGACGUCACAACAUAGCUUGAAAGUUGCCGGCUUGAAAGCACUCGUCUGAUCUGAUUGUUUUCGCGUGCUCAAAUAUUUAAAUAUAGUUAAUGAGGGAACCCUAACAUAAUGUUUAUUCAAGCACCCGAAUUAAGUGCUGCAGCUAUCCUUAAAGGAGAUCUUUAAUGGGCUAUGGCUUGGCUAUGAAGCACUUCUUCUAUUUCGUUUUUGAUGCAAGUUUUUGCAUUCUGAGCAAUUUCUCUAGUUAUCUUCUAAUUCUUAGAUAUCGAGCAGCUUUUAGUGCUUAGAUUGGCCUUUCAUCCGUAUUUCACAAUAUUUUUGUAGACAAUUUAUGAAUUUCCUGUAAAAAAGGAGCCAAAUCCUCUCCCCUGGGGCAGAUCAUGGACUCAAGAUAAAAGUAGCUGGGCUGCUAGGUCAGCGGUUUUUAGAGAAAAUUCAAAAUGGUGGAGGAAGAUUCACACUCGACUGACUUGAGUGUCUUGUCGGUGAAGGUCGUUCAGUAAUUUUAUUGACUCAUUACAUUUUUUGGUUGGUUAAGGACAGGUUGUUUAGCAACGCUGGUUACGCCGCAAAAUCGCACAAAAAUGCUUAGAAAUCCUACUUUUGUUGUUCAAUUUGCACAUUUUAGCUUCAGACCAAGAAACGUUUUUGUUUUUUCGAGCAACUUUUGAGCAACUUUCGCCACAAAAAUCAACUUUUGAUUGUCCUUUGAGCAACUUUUUGAGAAAUUACGGGAAACGUUUUGGAAAAUCUCGAGCAACUUGUGGAAAGCCCUAAACUAAAACGAUUACGGUGAUUUCGAAUUCAGCUUUUAUAAAGGUAAAUGUUACAAACUCAUUCUUAAGGUCUUUGAUUGUCUGUGUUCUCUCAGUGUACUUUGACUUCCUGUAAAACAUAUGCAAGAGCUAUUUGCAAGAGCUUUAAGUACUCCAUCUUUAUAGUUAUGUGAGACGUUAGUUCGUGAUCUUCAAAAAUUCAUUUGGUAAACUUAAUCUUCGUAAAUGACAGUAGGCCAUUGUAUUGUAUCCAAAAUAGAUUUCAAAAUAGAUUCCCAUCUGAACCUGUGUACAGACGUGCCCCCUCCCUCACAAAAAAUCGGGGAGGAAGGGGGGACGUCUGUACACAGGCUAUUCCCAUCUGAGUAUUUAAAUUUCUCGACUGACUUCAUAACAAAACUAAUGCACAGGAUCUAUGCUUGAACGCACUGAUCUGAUUUUUUUCGUGUGCUCAAAAAUCUAUAUUUAUGACUCCUUUUACUACUCAUAAUGUAUUAUUGUUAAUUAAAAACAUUUAGCCAUUUCUGUUUGGUUUUAAAUUCCUGGCUAGCUCUUCAAAACAUGCUAUGGCUUAUAAAAUCUAGAACGAAAACAUCAAAUUGUCCAAUAACAGAAAUAGUUAUUGAACGAGCGAUAUCAGUGGCGCUCUCUUUGUUGAGUAAGCGUCAAAAGGGUUGGGAAAUUUCUAAAUGAUUAACGAGGACGAGACAGCCAAAUAACUGAGCUAAGCUAAUCUAAAGACCUUGCAAGAAUAUAUACACAAAGAAAGUUGCAUGCCCACUGCCUCUUGAGGAAUGUCUGCAUAGAAACCCGGCUAAACUCACUCGUCCAUGAUCACAUCAUCUCAGUGACGGUGCUUCAGACUGAGAGGCAGCUGUAUUCGUAGGCUGGUCACCAAGGGAUUCGGAUUGCAACAUUUCAAUUGCAAAUUACUGGUUCCCAUCAGACUCUGAAUCCCCAUGAUGGGCGGGUGAUGAGGCUUGAUAGUAAUAUACAUUACAAAUUGCACUCUAUUAGUGGUUUCUUGAUUUAAGAGAAACCGUAUGGCACCUGAAAGUUCCCGUCUAACUUGCCAUCACUCACAUGACUUGUCUGUACAGGUACCGAAAACGACUAAGUAACUUAAUGAGGACGCUCGUCUUCAAUAAAAACCAUCGUUGCCUUGAUCGCCUCGCCAAAUCGGCCUUAACCGCAGGGCUCACUUAAAUCGUCAUCAAACUUAUCCUUUUCCAACACAGUGUCGACUGGAUACUUAAGUUGAAUCUUAUUUGAAAUAUAUUAUGAAACAGUACAAGCGUGAAAUACAGUGAUCUCAUUGGUGUCAGGGCUCUUUGCCCAUUAAUGUCGAAACUCGUUGGGCACUAAUGUUAACAUGCCCUUUUUUCAAAUAUCCACGCCAUACUUGGAGCAUGGUGCUGGUUUCCUAGUACAGGUUCGCGACCUUGAACUCGGGCACUCCUUAAAUGUAUACGUGUGCUCGUUUCUGUUACCGGUUUUGGGGCUAUCCAUUGCUUUUUCCUCGCAGCUGAGCUCACUUUUAAAGUGACGUUUGACACUACACAAUUUCAUACUGGGUACCCAGGAUACUCAGGCAUUAGAAGUGGCAAUAUUUUAUCAAGGGCAAAGCCUCUCGCAGGCUGUUAUCCACCUCGGCAUAACAUUCUCCUCGAUCUGCAUAAUUCUACACAUCAUACUUAGCCUCAUUCUAUAAUUGUUAUAUAUUUAUUGUAACGGAAAUACUUUUUGUACUGCGACUUAACGACUGUGUUUAUAAUUAGCUCACUGUUGUCUAAGGUUUGAUUUGUAUCGGUCCAAUUUAUUCACUCGACUCAUGAAAAGCUCGUCGUCUAUAACGGGCAUAAGACAUUCUGAAACGGGUAACAUGACAGUGGCAGAUCCAGGGGAGGGGCCUGGGGGGCCCGGGACCCCCUUAUUUUCAGACCAUACUGUGUCCCGAAGGGCCAAAAAAAAUUCUGGAGACUGCUCCCCACCUUAACUCAGGGUCUGGAUGACCGCCUCCCCCCCCCCCCCCCCCCCCUCCCCCUUAUCUCAAGGUCUGGAUCCGGUACUGAUGAUAGAACAUGAUAGAACAUGAAAAGCCCCUUGGAGACGUUUUAAUGCAAAGCAUUCACUUUAGAUCUAGAUUUGGGAUUAAAAAUCCCCUGAGACCUGAUCGAACCGGGUCGUUUUUAUUUUGGAUUCACUCAUCUGCGUCCAAACGAUAAAACAAAUCCUGUACCAAUAAUUUCCGGAUUUGAAAUCACUUCUAGUAUAAAUGUAGCCUAAACUGUUUUAACAGUUUAAAACCCUUUGCGUCCUGAAUACGUGCAUAUUAUUUUUGUAACCUUUGGCUAUAAAUAGUCAAAAACGCGUAAUUCUGCUGCGUCACAUUUGCGCCAUAUGUUUGUCAAAUGCGAGGAAUGUCACGCAAGUUAACGGUCGGGAUUCGUUUGGCGGUUUCAUGGACUUGACUGUUGCAGCUUCAUGGCUUUUUCGGAACCACUUUCCUCUGCAGAAGCGCCCAUGCUGGCAUUAUAAAGCUGGAAUGGGGGGGGCAAUGAACGAAUGGAUGACGUAAGAAACCUGAGUUUGCCUGCCGAAGCAAAUGCCGCAGGCUCAACCUCCAUAUGACAAGAUGGUCAUUGAGUAUUGAUGACGUAACUGACAGUUAAAAGGGUAGCUGGUGAAACACCGUGGUUACAGAUGACUGCUCUCGACAAGGAAAUGAAUCUCUUGUGCAUAGCGAAGCGAUUUUAACAGCUCUCUUCGGGAUGUAUUAGGUUUGAUGUCCUUUCCUACUUUUACUGAGACGAAAUUGAAGGAUCGGUCAAUCAUCGUUGUAUAUUGCCUUGAAAAACUUAUCAAACUUGGGACAAGAAAAAUUCCUUUACAUUCAAAGUAACUACAUGGCAAUUUUUUCUUCCGCCGGUCGAUAUUCGAGUUCGUCUGUUCAAAUUCUGCGGAUAUACAAGUGGCUGAAACAACGCUGAACUACUUAUACAUAAGAUCAUAGAACAACUUCGCAUCAGCUUUUCUCAAUCAAAUAAUUGCCUUUCUGACAUAAAAGCGGCCUGCAGUUAACGCAAUUUAUUACAUCGAUCUUUAAUCGACAGCAGAGCGAGCUCUAACUUCACUUAAUCAUACCAAUUAAGGAAACCGAGGCUUCAAGCAAGACGCUGCAGACCAUCCAAUAUGGGUAAGUUCUUGAUUGUGCCUUUGUUUAAUACUUCUUGGGUAUAGAGCUAGAAAAAUUAUCGUAUAUUGCUUCUGCAAGCAUUUCUCUCUACUAUUUCCGGGUGAAGUGAGCCAUGACCUUUCUGUGUUAUUUCAGAGUAUCAAUGCUUUAGAAACUUCCCGUUCCAAAGAAGUGGCAUGCGGAUGAAAAUAUUUCUUGUAUAGUUAAGAGUUGUAGAACUUAAGCAUUGUAAAAUCUUUUUCCGCUUGCUAUGUUUGGUUAUUUAUUCUGUUUAUUUAGAAGACUUCGAUUUCGUUGUCCACAGAUUGCAAGCGAGAAUUACAAUGUCAUAAACUUUUCGGUUCAUUUGCCCUUCAACAAUGUUGCAAUUUGAAGCUAAUCCAAUUUACUUGGAUCACUUUUCUUUCAGUCUGGAUUGUCUUGCAUUGUCAUGUUUCCGUCAAAUAUACCCCAAAUAAUCACACACACAAAAAAGGUUAAAAUAAUAGAGAAGAAGGGCAUAAUUUAAAUGACAAUUUAUGUAAAUUACAGAAAAAUUAAAAUAUUCACGUUAAUUACUGCAACAGGUCUCAGGUGUUUUCAUAUACUCGCAAGAGCCCACAAUUCUAUUGGGUUAACUGCUGAACACCCACUUAAUCAGUUUCACUAUCUACAUUGAGCAGAAGAAACUAUCGGGAAAAUCUCUGCACGAAUUUAAGUAUAAAAAAUCUUCUCCCGGAAAAGAAUGCGCGAAAAAGCCCAAAGCGGAUUCAAAUUAUUUUCGGUUCCCUGGCAAUUUGAUGUGCACAUGACAGUAUGUUUUGAACUUAUAGGGGCAGGAGCACUUAAACUAUAAAGUCAAAAGUCGUUGAAGAGAACUUUGGUUGCCACCUUAAUUAUUUUUACGUCAAUGAAUAACAACUUUGACGUCUCUUAAUGCAUUUAACACGAGGUGUAUAGACAAAGGGUGAAAGGUGAUUAAAAAAUACAUUGGAAUUCCAGUUCACAAGAGGGAUAACAAUAUCAAGAAUUUUAACGAUGCACAGAAUCACAGCUUUGUGAUAUUUAUGAUAAUAAACAAAACUAGCAGCCACCUCAAUUCGCUUCUGCAAUAGAUACUAUAUCCGUUACAGAUCAUCCCGUCCAGCGGAGCCUGGAUCCGAGCCAUCAGCUGACAGAGAGUGAUAUCAAUGAAAGUCAGCUCCCGGAGCAGAUUGGCCUUAAAUGGAAAGACCUUGCUAGAGAACUACGUUUCCGUCAGAGUAUCAUAAAUAUGAUCGAAGAAGAAAAACGUCACAUUACUAAGGAAUGCUGCGUAGAAUUUCUUGUACAGUGGAUACAUAACAAGGGAACAGAAGCUACAGUUGGAAAAUUAAAAGAGGCUUUAGAAAGGAUAAAACUCAAGGACGUGGCUGAAAAUCUGAUCAGCGGUAAGCAAGAGAGAGAUACCGAAGUUUCUGUUUUUAAAAUGAGUAUCAUGUCAGUCAGUUGGCAAACGGAUUGCAGGCCAAUUUCUUGCAAAUUAAGCAUUUUUUCCUACUGGUGUGAUCUUUCUGCUUUGACUGCUUAGAAGUGUCAUAGUUUCUCACGGCAGUUCAAUCAGUUCCACCACAGCAUCUAGACCCUUUUGUAACUGGGAGGUAAUCUGGUAAGAUAUUCCACUUAGACUGGUCAUGCUCAACAUUCAUUUUUGUCUGUUAAUGAUUUGUUUAUACAUGUAGUUCUAUUUUUGAACAAGGGCGUUUUAAUGCCCUCUGUAAAUUAUUUCCGAUUUGUAGUAGUUGAGAGAUCAAACUUCGAUUUUAUAUUGGCCAACCUGAAACCUGGGUUGAUUGAUCUAAUUCCAAAUAAUGCGAGUUCCAUCAAAAAGACUAAAUAGCCACUCUUUUGCAUGCUUACAAUCUGUUCACUUUGCUUUCCACGUUCGUCUUUGUCCACCAAAAUGCUUCUUCUCAGCUCGCCUCAUGUAAAGUAUAACUCACGAAAGUCCAGAUUUCUUGUCAGUGGAACUUGAAAGCCGGAUUCCAAUCGUUAACGGGAUUCCGGUUUCUUUGUGCUGAAUUACGGAUUCCAAAGCCCAGAGUUCCAGAUUCCACUUGCAAAAUUUUUCCGGAAUAUGGAAUCAGGAUUACCAUAAUUCUGCGAGUAAUUCAGCCGUAUUCACAAUACAUACGAAGCAGCUGGGAGAUUAUCAUUAAUUAAAUGCGUAGGAUUUCAAAUAGAAUCGCAUAAUUGAAUAAAAUCUCGCAUUCUGAUUGGUUAACGAAGCGAGGUUUUUAGCGUGGAAUUGCGAGUUGAAAACGAGGCUAAGUGAUAUUGUUUCGCACUUACAUAUACUUAACAACUAUCGUCACAUUGUAACACAACAACUGAAAAAAACGUUUUUCUACAAUGUCAUGUUAAAUUAAAAUGUUUUCAAAACCAUUGUCACCUUUUGAAGAGCCAAAAUCAAACAAAAGCGUUUUCAACGAAAUGACAGUUCCGACAGUUGACUUUGAAAUGGCUUUCUGGAGCGCGCGCUCAGGAUAAAAACAAACAAUAUUAUUGCUGUUUUUUCUUUUUUUUUUUUUUUUAUUCAGUUUUGCGAUUCAGGGAAAAUCUAUUACCUGACUCGUGAAUUCCGUGUUAAAUUGCACUUGAAAACAGGUAUCUCGGUUUUCGCGUGCAAUUUAGCGCGGAAUAGACCUUAGGCAAACGCGUGAGAAAUUACAGUGUUUGUAUGAGAAUCUAAUCUCGAAUAAUUUGCGUAAAACGUCUGUUUUAAAAAAAAAUAUGAUUUGUAAACUAAAGCUUCACUCUUAAGGAUUCUGAAAAAAUUUGAGGGCGUUACAUGCGCUACACGACCUACAACCUUUUUUUUUAAAUUUUCUAUACAUUUGUCUGUAAAAAUUUCACGGGAAAAAUUGCAGACAAAUAUAUGGAAAAUCUAAAGCAAGCUUCUGGAGAAAUUUAAGCACAGUAACGGCCCCCAAAAUUUGUUAGUAAAAUCCUUUGCUGUGCAACUUUAGUUUACAAUUCAUAUUUUUUUCCAGAACAGCAAUUUUACGGAAAUCCGCGACAUUGCAUUCUCAUACAAACAUUAGAAUUUCGCACUCGUUGGGCUACUUGACAAGAUGGCGUCGAAAACCGUGACAGGGUCUAUUCAUGAGUCAGGUAAUGAAUUUUCCUAUAAUAUUCUGUAUGCAUGCUGCAAGUCAUUUUUAGCAGCGAUCUUGCUUUAAUACCAUUUAUAUUUUAUCGGUGAUUCCAAAAAAUGGCACUUCUGUUCCCUAAACACUAAAAAAUACCUUUGGAUGCUACAGCAUAAGGCAGCUCGCUUGCUUGACUUAACCACUGUGACUGUCACAGAUAUCGGCGAAUGAUCAUGGUUCAGUUUAAAGUAACAAUGUGAAGUGUUAUUGACGACUCAAUGUCAUUCUCAUUCUGAUCAGGACUCGGCUGCUGCUGCUGUCAAAGAUUAAGAACUGUGAAUACUGAAGAAUCAAACGCGCCAUAUCAGGUAGGUUAUUGUCAAUUCGAUGGUGUUCUAGACUUGCUUUAUAGAGGGAGCUCAAGAAAAGCGUUUUUAACUGAUAGGUGAAGCAACCCCAGCAGCUUAAAAGGGACUUUUUGCUGGAAUUUGUUGGUACAAGUUAUCUUUCCCGCACAGUAGAUCCGAGGGCUAAAUGGCAAGAAUAAUAUAAUGACAGCCCACCACGGCGCCAGAGGGACCUGAAACUUACGAUUCCUGCUUCUCCUUCUUUUUUUAGAUCAACAGAUGUGAUAGGAUGAUUUGUGAACUGAGUGACAAACUAAGAGCCAGCUUAAAAGAGGUAAACAAAAUUAUAUCGUAUCCAUGGGAAGAAGUAAGAGAGUGACCGGUCAAAGAGUAUAACAUGAUGUUUCCGCUUUUCUUCCAGUUUAACAAAUGAACUGACGCGAUACAUGUGAACUGAUAGAUGAAAUAAGCGAGGAACUUCGAUUUAGGCUGUGUCCACACGCAUCCAGACUUUUUUGAAACUGCAUAUUUUUUAUUCAAAUUCGUUUGGAAGGGGCCUUAAACCGCUGUGGGGAGGGGUCUCAAAACAAAGUGGUUUUGGUGAGCGCAUUCGUUGGUUUCGUGUGGACAGAAGGCCGAUUCGCGUAAAAAGUGUGCAGUUUAAAAAAUGUCAGGAUUCGUGUGGACAUGGCCUUACCUUACGGGAAGAGGAAUAAAUGUCGCUAAUAGCAAUUGAUUAGUUAUGUUGACAAUUCAUUUGCUGAAUAGCAGAUUCCCUACCAGUCCUUUUUCACUUAAUGAAGGUUCGUUUUAGUUUCGUUUGUUUGUUUGUUUGUUUUGGUAGGUUUCAAAAGUGGAAGCCCAAUUCAAAGCCCUAGAGUUAAAGCUUUCAAAAGAAAGGCAAAUGCGCCAGGACAAAGAACAAGAGGUGGGUCAACUACUGUUUUAUUCCUCUAGUCAUACUAGAUACUUCUUCAACCGUCCCCGAACACGGUUGAAUGACUGUUUGACGUGUACUUUAUCUUUGCUGAUUCUUGGUCUUGCAGGUUUCACGACUGAGCACUAGAAUUGCGGAAUUAGAAGAAGAGUUUUCAAUUGCCAAUAAAAGGGCCAUGAUGAGAACGACACUGAACAACAUGUGAGUCAACUGUCCGUUUGGUUUUAAAACAACUGCGCGCAAGGCUGCGGCACUUCUUGUUUUUAUUUCUUCUUCUAUUUGUGUGUCUGUCAAACUUCAAUAUGCAUUUUACACUAAGUCGUACCUCAGAAAUCUAAUAAAUAGGAAACGGGAAAAAGCAAAAAAAUCCUCAUGAGUCUACGUUGAGCUAAAACAAAACAACGAAAGCACUAAGGGGUUAACUUGGUUAUUUCCUGUUACUUAAUACACCUGCAGAUUAGUUUAUUGUUAAGAAGAUGUAAUAUAAAGUUUCUGAAUAUCCGAGUUAUAUAUACACAGACCCGUUGAAAUAUGGAAUUAAUAAGACAUUGUUCCCUGAAUUCUUACGCAUUCAAUUUUUCAAUCAAUUUUCAGCAAAGUGAUCUCUCGACUGAUUCAGACCAGUUAGAGCAUCGCGUUGAUGUUCGGUUAAGAAACAUCAAUGACCAGCUUCACACAUACGUUACAUCCCCCUUGCAAGUACAAGAAGUGAAACAAGAUCAACUAAGAACAGCAGUAAAACUUGAUCUGCUGACAAAACUUAGCGAGCGGUUACAAGAGCUUUACACGGAGGCUCUAGGUAUGGUUAAAGAGGCCGGGAAAUGUAGCGAAGAUUUAAGGAAAGACUUCUAUGACCUGGCCUACCACGGGCUCAGGGCGGAACAUUAUGAGCUGGUCCACAGAGUCAAGGAUCUGGAAUCUGCCCAGGAGGAGAUGUCUGAGGAGGAAAAUAAGGAAUUUGACAAGCUGCAGUCAUAUCAGAGGGGCAGACAAAGCCAGGUCGACCAAUUAGACAAACUGUGGAGAUAUCUCUUUACCCCGGUAUGUAUAAUGUUAUUAAUAACUAACCUUCAAAAUAACCAAAUUAACGGUUUGACUUUUAUUUUAUUUUAUUAAGCAUUAAUAUUUUUAGGUCCUGUUAAAGAAAAAAAAACAAAAAAAGGACACUGGAAGACUGAAAGGCGGACACUUUUAAUAACUUGUGAUUGAUUUGGCGUGAUGGAAGCUUUUUCCAAAAGGCGAACAAAUCUCAGAACACCACUGAGGAUGGGUUGGGACGAAUAAGAAUUCGACUAAUAAUCUAUUUUUCCUGGCCCUUAAAAUCCACACUUUAAUGCUUCAACAAGGCCUUAAAAAUUGUGUUCUUUUUCAAGAACACAAAUAAUCUAAAGAACUUAUUCCUGUCUUUAAUAGAAAGGAAUUCCACUUCCGAAUCCGACUCCAAUUCAGUAAAGUGAAGAGUACGGAAAAGUUUCGAGCGAUAUUCAUUCCACAGAAAAUUACCAACAUUUACGUGCAUGAUUGCUGAUUGUUUGCCAAAAAAGACUUCUUCUUUUUCUUUUUUCAGAACAGUUAAGGAACUGUUUUUCUUUUCAAGAACAAACCAAAAACUGGUAUUGCUUAGGAGUCUCGAGCUAGAUCGAACAAUUAGUAUCCUCCAUAUUACAACUUAGUGAUUUAGCAAUGAAACAGCUGUGACCGUAAAUUCUCCGUUAACUUGCAGCCUGAUCGCCGCCAGAAGACAGCAAUGUCAGCAGAUCCUGUGGGUCAGAACAAGCCAAGAGACAGUAAAAAGGUGGAUAAAGAUUACUUUAAUUUAGUUUAAUUCGAAAGAAAUUUGGACAGGGCAGCAGAAGGAAUAAAAAAAAAUUGCACAGUCUAAUGGUCAUCCUUCACGUGCUUCACGAUUCAUUUAUUCAUUCCCAUUGUUUGUUCGUUCGUUCCUUCAUUCAUUUCUUCAUUCCUCCCUGCAUCAAUCCAUUCACUCCUUCCUUCAUUUCUUUCUUCCUUCCUUCCUUCAUAUAUUUAUAUUCGUUCAUUUAUAAUUAGUCAGCCACUCGUUCAUCCACUCAAUUCACUGGCCUCGCAACCUGAAGACACAUAAAAGUUGUUGUUGUUGUUUUUCCGUUUUAUCGAGUCCCUGACAUGACAAUGAGUCUAAUUAUUAAUGCCUGAAGAAUGACUUUGUAUACGUUUGCAAGGCCACGAGAUACACUGACCCUGGCGACGUAUGGAGGAAAUCUAAAGGGCGUGGAGAAGAAAGAGCAUCUGAAACGCCUUCAACUUCCAACGAUGGCAAACCAGUCGAAGAGUCACGUUUGAAUGUAAAUAUUCCCUCAUUUCAUAAUUUUUUAACACCUCUUCCCUUCUUCCCCCGUCUAGGGCAGACCACCCCUUCCUUUCAUACUUUAUUUGAGCCCAGAGUUUUCUAAAUAGAAGGUUCCUCCAAGAGGCUUUUGACGAUUUAUCAGCAACUUGUGUUCAAAACUUGCAUGUCAGACUUUGUAAGGUUGCUAGGCUGACAAUUGCAUCCGCAGUGACUGUAGCAUCGAAUUUCUGUUGUCUGAGGAUCUCAGCAUACUAUUUGCUCCACACCUAGUUUUCAGGACUAUUCAAAAAUUUUGGCAACUCAUCAGAAACUGUUUGUGAGCGACAAUUUUUCUGAUCGACAUAUGCGUGCAAGGGUAGAACAAAUUAAGUCACGAAAGAAGUUCCAAAACUGAAAUUUUCGUCAUUUUUGUCUUUUUCCUCUGCAUGCUCCUCAUGCACAGGAGCCAUCACCUGAUGAUAGUUUUCCCCAAUGUUCACAUGGUGUGAGUCGUGAUCUUACAAGUAUUGAUUGCAUAAGCUUUUGCACUGUCCGCAAACAGUAAUAUUGUUUCUAUUAGCACAUUACUUAGUCUUUUGGUUUGAGCUCUAGUCACUCGAUGUUUUCUAUGUUUCAUAUCACUGAAUGUUCGAUACAGUCCUCUAAUAAGCGAACAUUUAUUAAGCUUGGUCACCCUCCUAUUAAACGGUAACGUAACGAGAUGUAUCGUACUAGUGGUCUUUUACUUCCUUUCUUUUGGCGCAAGAUGAUCGGGUAGAAACAUUUUCAGGUCAGCUUGUCGUGGGAUACAUCUACUUUCUUGGAUAACUCAGGUUUUUCAAACCUGUAUUACACUGUAAGGUCAUUCAUCUGAAAUGGAUCCUACACUGAAUUUUUUUUUUCAAACUUUCACUACGUAAAAUUUAGUACAUAUAAACUUCAGAAAUCAAAAAUGGGGGUCCCCUUGCUAACUAUUAAGAUAUCAAGGAUGCAAACACCCCCAUCCUGAGGGUAUUUUCGCCAAUGUGCUUUCUCAAUUUGCAAAGUCGAAAAAAAAGAUUCAGACAUGCAAGUAACAUAAAAAAGGUAGAUGUAGAUGGCACUCUUAGAUGUAGCAAGUUGGUGAUCUUUCAUGAGUUUCGCUGAUCUCUUCAACAACCUCAAAAUCUCUUCCCCCCUCCUUUUCUUUAAAACCUCUUCGCUGAUAUCUCUCGUCGUUUAAUUUUUACUUAACCCUGCGGAAACAGCCUCGUUUGCUCUUGGCCGAUCUCCGAAGGAAAUGGCCGCCGUCUUGGGAAUGUUGCAAAUUACUCGCAAUUAGGGUUGAUGUCAUGCGCAGUGCAAAACAGGAACAUGAUCUUAAGAGGUCGGUAAGCCGUUCCCGAAGGGUUGCCGCUUAUCAAAGGUUUCACUUAAUACUGCCGAUUUUCGGUGUUGGUUUCUUGGUAGGCCUUGGUCACUGAAUACUUGUGGCGGAGCUGUCCCGCGCGAAGCGCGCACAGCGAAGCACCAUGGGUAAGAAAAUUUGUAAACUAUGCAUCCAAGAAAUUUUGGUUCUGAGAAAAUCGUCCGUACGGAGUACGUCCGUACGUGAGUUCACCCCUUCAUGUAAGCCGAAGUGAAAUUUUGCAUUUCAAGUACCCGCGCGUUUCGGCAGUAAAAUCGCAUAGCCAUCCGGACUUUUAGAGAUUAAAAACAACGACAACGAAGCCGAUUCUUUCUUUCGACUUAAUUUUAAAGUCUUCAUUGGCGUGGAUAAUAGGAAAGAGCUAGAGCCAGAGAUUAGAAAUGCAAAGAAGACCAAUUUCGUUGAAGAAUAACAUGAAAAUUUUAUAGUGGCUGUGAGAAAAUGAGAAAUGCUAGCGGCCACCAAAGUAAAAAUGAGCGGCAGCAAAAAAAAAAGUGAAAAGGACCACAUACAACAUUUCCGCCAUAAAACGUGUAACUGGGAAGUUUUUGGGAGUUUCACGUUGUCGUCGUGCAAAACAGCGGCAAAGAAAUGUACAAAAAAGUGUGCUACAAGUGAAAAGUUUUUUUUUUGCUAAUUAGACCUAUUUUUUGUUUUUGUUUUGUUUUGUUUUUUUUUUGUUUUCAUUGCCGUCGCCGUCGCCGUUUGGUUAGCAUUACACGAUUUUAUAUUUUGUUUCAGUAAACUAUAGAUAUUAAUGAGAGCUUCCCUUUUAGCUAAAUCUAUAUAUUAUUUUGGUGUUCUGACUAGAGUGAAAGGUGGAGCAUUGCUAAUGCCCUAACCAUUGAAAUCUAAGGAAAAAGAUAGGGGAGGGGGCGUUAACCACGCACUUUUUAGCCAUAAUUAUAUUAAUAACACUACAUAAUUAUUAUAUUUAUGUCUUUCAAACUGCGCUGUCUCAGAGAUAUUUGAGCGAAGAGAUAAUAUCAAAAAGUUUGAAAGACAUGAAUAUAUUGAAAUAACCCAUGGUCAGAUUCUCUUUUCUUGUAUAGCUAAGAGCUGAGCAAAACAGCUUUACCAUUAUCUCUAACUUGAGGGAGAUAAUCGUUACCUGGAUACCUUGCUAAAAAUUGACUGAAUGUUUUAUUUUUCUUUAGCUGAGGAAAAUGAAGUCAACGGUCGACUCAGUCAUUCAAACCUUUUCUAAAAAGAAGGACAGGGGCGAGAAACAGAUGCGGGAUUGCUGAUUAUUAUUUGUACCAAGAAGAAUGAGAAUCUAUAAUGGUUCUGGUUUUCAGGUUCAUUUUAUUUAACUCGGUACAAUAUGCACAUUUUUGUAGAGAGACAUUUUUGUAACGUCAGUUAGUCGAGAUAUCAAGAAGCUAGACUUGUCGAUUACAUUACAAACUUGUACAAAGUUAGAAAGUUUCACCCGCCUGCAGCGAACAUUCUCUCUUUGUGUUAAAGGCUCGAAAUAGGGUUCCGUUUCCGCAAGAGGGAAACUCGCUAUAAGAACCCAGAUUUAACGUCACUUUGCUAGUACAAGAAUAACAAUUUCUUCGGAUUUCAUUAAUUACUAAAUUUUUCGAAUUUUUAAAAUAUCCUUUAUUCGCACUUGCAAAAUUAGGAAAGGAUGAAUUUCUUUAAUCUUGUGCGUUUAAGCUAUUUUUUCUGCAAAUUUUAGUACAUAAUAACGAUAAUAAUCAUAAUCAUAACUAUAACAAAAUUGUCAAAUCUGAUUGGCUAUCAACUGCCCUGAUUUCAGCCUUAAUUGGACAGUUUAAUAAGACAGUACGUGUCAUGCCUAAGUAAUUCGACAGUACGCGCUAUCACGCGCGCGCUUAAAUG